Mycotypha africana is the source of this 1213-nucleotide messenger RNA. Its product is annotated as Mo25-like protein. The record is from RefSeq and is a predicted model, not a curated record. Gene Ontology annotation, biological process: intracellular signal transduction. Bases 74 to 943 code for a protein of 289 amino acids. Lineage: Eukaryota; Fungi; Mucoromycota; Mucoromycetes; Mucorales; Mycotyphaceae. The transcript has 7 exons. Gene Ontology annotation, molecular function: protein serine/threonine kinase activator activity.
UUAUUGGUUGAAUUUUUCAUAUUGUUAUGGAUGGGUUUAGGCAACUGAGGAAAUAUCGAAAUAUUUGGUUUUGAUGAAGAAUAUCUUGUAUGGUGAAGAUGAUCACGAACCUAGUCCAGACCUCGUUGCUCAGCUAGCUCAAGAAGUUUAUAGGACAGAUUUACUACAAUUAUUGGUUUUAAAUAUUCAUAAGUUUGAAUUUGAGGCUAAGAAAGAUGUCGCUCAAAUUUUCAAUAAUUUAUUGAGAAGACAGAUUGGUUCUCGUUGGCCUACCGUUGAGCAUCUAUGUGCCCGGGAGGAUAUCCUUUUCAACUUGUUAAGGGGUUAUGAGCAACCUGAAGUAGCGCUUAAUUGCGGUUUAAUUUUACGUGAAUGUAUCCGACACGAAGCAUUAGCAAAAAUCAUCUUGUAUUCGCCAAAGUUCUAUCAAUUUUUCGACUAUGUGGAAAUGAGCACAUUUGAUAUAGCUUCAGAUGCUUUUGCUUCUUUUAAGGAGAUUUUGACAAAACACAAGCCCAUGGUGGCCGACUUUUUAGAGUUGAACUAUGAUCAAUUUUUCGAACAUUAUAAAAACCUACUAUUAUCAGAGAACUAUGUUACUAAGCGGCAAUCAUUAAAGUUGCUGGGUGAAAUUUUGCUGGACAGAUCCAACUUUACAGUAAUGACGCGUUAUAUUAGUAAUGCAGAUAACUUAAAACUGAUGAUGAACCUACUCCGAGAUAGAAGUAGAAACAUUCAAUUCGAAGCCUUCCAUGUUUUCAAAGUGUUUGUUGCGAAUCCGCAUAAAACAAGACCCAUCGUGGAUAUCCUGAUUAAAAACCAGGAAAAGUUGAUUCAUUUCCUGGGCAAUUUCCAUAAUGACAGACAAGAUGACGAGCAAUUCAAUGAUGAAAAGGCGUUCCUUAUCAAACAAAUCCAGGAUUUACAACCUGUUCAGGAUUAAAAAAUAUCGUAAACCCAUACCAAUAAUACCUCGCUAACCACAACAUACAUUAUAUAUAUAUAUAUAACACCCUCGUCGCUCACAUACACGGCUACCUGCACAUAAAUACAACAUUUAUGAAGUCGUCAAUGCUAGCAUACUUUGUAUAUUUUUCUUUUAUAUUAAAAAUUUCAUGAAAAUCAAUUGCCAACCAUUGCUCCGAGAGCAACAACUAUAUUCUCAGUAUGUAAGAGUACAAUUUAUAUGGAAUAAGAAGUAACGCUUGAUUGG